AUGUACAAUCAGGUGAAUUCGUACGAUGCGACGUCGCCGGGUAGGAUAUUUUCCGAUUUAAAGUUGACGUUCCCGUGCGCGGCGACGUGCGGCGGCGACAUUGACGUCGAGUCGACGUGCGAUCACGCCGUGAGUAGUGACAAUGACGAGCUCAUCUCGUGCAUUCACGACGCGUGCGGUUGUCACGAAUCGUAUCAACUCAUCGAGGCGUUGUUUUACAUUUGCGACGCGCCGAUGAAGGCGGACGGAAAGUUUAACGGCCCCGAAUACGCCAAUUUUCUGGACGAAACCGUCUCGGCGGUCGAAGCGCACUGUGGAAAGGCUCACAGUGUGCUCAGCAUUCUGACCCCUAUCCGAGACACGGACGACUCUGGCAAUAUUAAGGCCGCGCCCUGCUCGUUGCCAGCGGAUGAUCCGGCGCCGGCGCACUGCGUCGCUCAAGCUAACGUCAUCUCUACUUGCUCAUAUGAGGCACCAAUGUGCGGCGCCAACUCGUCGCGCACGGGUAUUCUUCGUGUACACGGCAGCACGACAGAGAAAUGGAGCUGCCCGGCAUACACCUGCGAUACGUGCGAUGGUGAUACGUGUUCUCGCUGCACUUGGACACGUAGGAUUUGCACGAGCACGCAUGAAGCAUACUCCAUGCCGUGCGCGUACGAAGGAACCCGCAAAGGUGAGUGCAUCGAGUGCGAGUACGGCUGGUUGAUGAACAGCGAGACGCGUGAGUGCGACUCGUGCGAUCAAUAUUUCAAGAUGGACAGCUCCGGGGCGUGCGUCGAGGAUACUGAAGCUUUGAAGAAAGACUUCAACAUGACGGAUGAGGACUUGAAGCAAGCUGAAGAGAUGUUCAAAGCGUCGAUCGAUACGUCGGACCCUGAGCUCGGAGCUAAGCUUCGCGUAGCUGCACUCGGAGCAUUCUGGGACGACUGGGCGUCAGAGCUGGACUCUUUGAAGAACAAGAUCGACGAUGGUUUGGAUACCAUAAACGAUUUCAAGAAUGAUCUCAUCGAAGACAUACACGGCAUCGGGAACGCGAUCGCGUCUCUCGCGGGUGACCUCGCAGAUCUCGGCUCAAAACUCGCCGAUUUGGUUUAUGACGAAGUGUCAGCCGUUGUGCCGAAUGCCAACGCCCUCAUGAACGGACUCAGUCAGGCUGCGGGAUGCAACAACGACGACAGCGCGUCUUUGGGCGCCGAUCGAAAAACAGUGAAGUCGAGGCGGCACCACGACGUGCGCAAGCGCGUGUUGGAGGCAGUAUACGGUGUGGAAAUCGCAUCGCACUACGCCGCACCUUCUGAAAGCGCUCCACUCGGAGGUUCGUGCAGUCACAAUCUUUGCGCAGGCGCGCUGUGCUACCAGCUCGACGUCAAGGACAUCCUAAAAAAGCACCCAGAUUACUCAGAUGGCGUUUUCUCACUCACCAAAACGAGCUCUGUCCCGGACGAGCCUCGGUUUGAGCGUUUCCAACCCGAUUACGUCAAGGCAUUUGUCGAUGGCAACAUCAAAGCAUGCGCCGGGGUAACGCAUUUUGGGUUGGACAUGAGUGUGUUGAACGACGUCGCACUUGAGUUCGUCAAAGUUGUCGAGCCGAUCGUCGAUGACGCAGUCAAAGCCAUCACGGGUUGGGCCGAUGGAAUCACCGACUUCGUGAACGAAAUCGGCGAAUCGCUCACGGACAUCUUUUCGUCGGUGAAAUCGACCGUCGCAAACAUUAACGUCCCGGGCUUUGGACGUAAGCUCUUGUCUGGUGACACGCAAGAAUUCGAGCAACUAACCAAACACGAACGAGCGCUGGUGCUUGGACACAUCGUCGAGGAGUACAUCCAACGCGUCAACUUGAUGCAGAAGAAGGCGUUGAGCGCUAUUGCCGAAAUUCAUAACUUGGUUUCGAAUGAUCCGCACAUGCACAACAUGAAACCUAUGGCGGAUCCCAAAUCUAGAGCGCGCCGAGACAUCGCCCACCUCGGCGGAUUCAAGCUCGACUUCAGCGUCAUCGAGGACGGUAUCAUAUCAGUUCUUCGAGGCGCCUUGAAUACGAUCUCCACUGGCGUUUCUUUCGACGUCGAUUUUGAGCAAACAUUGGAAUUCGACGCCAAAGGAGCUCUCUUUCAAGAAGGUGAUCUCCUUGACGGCCAAGCCAAUCAGGAAUUGUUCAAGAUCACACCCAUCGGCCCGACUGGAUUCGUUUUGGUCGUCGGAGGCGUCGCGAAAGUUCAACUCCCAUAUUUCUUGCUCGCAGAAGGCAGCGGAAAGCUCGGGUACAAGAUCAAGGGUAAAAAUGUUGGUUACACGGUGAGCAUCUCCGACGGCGUCGCCACCGUCGCGCCUAAGUCUUCGGCAAGCUUGGACAUCACGCCGACGAUCGACGGCACGAUUUCCUCGAGCCUCAAGGUCGGCGUCGUGGCAGCGCUCGAAGAAUUCCACAUCAAACUCUGCUGGGGCGGCAUCAUCUGCAUCGGCCCCGAAGUCACAAUCAAACAAGGGAUUCAAUUCGGCGCGGAUUCCGUUCUAAACGACGGGGUCGGCGCGUCCACGGACUCCUCUUGUUACAACGGACGCACCGGUUUGUCUCCCGUCUUUGGCGAAUUCCUCACGUCCUACCCGACAACUUCAAACCAAUGCAGCGCAAGUGCCAACGUCGUCGGCGCCGGCUUGUACGUCGAGUAUCCCAAACCGUUCGUGACUACCGAUAUUAUCACCGAAGUACGCGGCGACACCGAGUGCGUCCAGCCUCUGUCGCUCUUGGACAUGACGAGCCGCGCACAGUAUAGAUCCAGCCAUUCGACGUCGUGCGCUGCCAGCACAGAUCCUGUGGAGGAUUGUGGCGCCGCUGUCGACGCGUGUCCGACCGACUGCCCGAUCUACGCCUAGCCGUUUCGUGCGCGCAGGGCCAAUUU
Messenger RNA from Ostreococcus lucimarinus CCE9901, 2897 nucleotides. RefSeq lists its product with no specific name. The transcript has a single exon. Bases 1 to 2871 code for a protein of 956 amino acids. The record is from RefSeq and is a predicted model, not a curated record. Lineage: Eukaryota; Viridiplantae; Chlorophyta; Mamiellophyceae; Mamiellales; Bathycoccaceae.